Messenger RNA from Arctia plantaginis, 447 nucleotides. Lineage: Eukaryota; Metazoa; Arthropoda; Insecta; Lepidoptera; Erebidae. The record is from the annotation of a GenBank genome assembly.
AUGCCGAAACAAAAUAUUGAUGAUAGGAUAAAAAAAUAUGAACAUUACAUCCACGACGUUCUCAAAGAAGAUCUUCGUCAGUUGGAGCUACGACUACAACAAGUCAAUGCUGAGAUUGCAGAUUUAAUUCAACAGAAACAUACAUUGAAAAUUGUCACUGACAAAAAUAUUCACCCAGACGGUUUCAAAACACAAAUGAAUUUAGGGUGUAACUUCUUCAUGGAAGCAGCAGUUACAGACACAUCGUCAUUGUUAAUCAAUAUAGGCUUAAAUCACUAUUUAGAAUUUACAUUAGAUGAAGCAAACAAGUAUUUAGAUGUAAGAAUAAAAGCUUUUGAGAAGAAGGCAGAAGAAAUGCAUACAAAGGCUGCACAGACUAAGGCUCACAUUAAACUAAUGUUGUUUGGAAUAGGAGAAUUGCAAGAUAAAGUACAGUACAAAAAGUGA